This is a messenger RNA of Prosopis cineraria, 2521 nucleotides long. RefSeq lists its product as uncharacterized. The record is from RefSeq and is a predicted model, not a curated record. The transcript is spliced from 7 exons. Bases 429 to 2036 code for a protein of 535 amino acids. NCBI's taxonomy places the organism in Eukaryota, Viridiplantae, Streptophyta, Magnoliopsida, Fabales, Fabaceae.
UUGCUAACAUGCUGGCACGGUAUAGGCCAAUUUUCUCGUCCUCUUCCUUACACUGAAGUCUGUAAUACCCACCUUCUCACUUUUUACUUCUCGGGAGAGGAUGGCUCUCUUUCUUCCAUCACUGCGGUUUACUAUUUCUCACUCACUGAGCUUCUGCCAUCACUGCCUUCUAUCACUUUCCCAAUGCUUUAUCCCCACAUGCUUCUCUUUCUUUGGACCCAUUUUGCCUAUGUAAAUUUACAUUUCACCCAAACGACAACGACAAUGCGAGACCAAGUAAACAUCGCGACUUUAUUUUGGCAUCAACGUGGAUCUGAAUUCUGAAGCAUUUCAAUUUCUGUGUUUUGGUUGUUUCCUGUGGCCUGAGGGGGUUAAGUACCUAGAAAAAGCGUUGCUGCUUGGAGAUUUCUUGUGGCAUUGGUGUGAGCAUGGGAUCCAGUAGCAGCAAAGCCACUUCUUCUUGCAGUUCGUCGCCAUCUUCUGGCAGUUUCCGGAAGGCUCGAUCUAAGAAAGGGCACGGAGGACUUCAGUCGUAUUGUCUGGGAACAACCUCUGGAUCUCAUGACGACCAGGUUUGUGAUCAGAGUAAAGUAAAUGGCAGUGGUGUCAUAUACAGCAGUUGCACCAAAGCACACUCAAAUGAGAUGAAAUCAAAGUCUUUUAGAGACAAUAAAACGAAAACAUCUGAUGACACGCCUUCCAGCAUUGACCUUAAUGAGUGGGCUCAAACAAGCAUCUCCAGUAAUUCCUCCAGAACUCGUAGCCGAUCUACUCGUACUUCUUCAACUGGUAGUCGAUUUCUUUCUCGGUUUGGCCUUAUUCCUGGUAAUAUAAGCUUUAGACUUAGCAGAACCAGCAGUGUAGGGUCAUCAAGGUCUUGCCAUGUUUCUUCUACUUCAUUGUCAAUAUUCAACAAUGAAGACGACCUUAGUCUGCAUCCAGGACCAAAUGGCAGCUUGGUUAAUAGAAACGAAACUCAACAAUCAUCAGGUUCGUCUGGCAACUUGCAGUGCAAUCCCUCAGUUUCUUCCAUUCAGAACGUGGUUAGAGAUGGGAAUAGUUCAUGUGAAGGGCUGGAUAUAAACUUGUUUUCUCCAAGAACUCAUGCUGAGACUGAAAAUGUUGAAGUUCGGCGAAAUGGAGCUCGAGAACCUGUUGAACGGAAUUUCCAGUAUAGCCGAACUCUAAGUGUUGGGAGGCUUCGUGAUAGAGUUCUUCGUCAAUCAACUUUAUCUGAUGUCAGCUUUUGUCCCCAGCAACAAGAAAGAGAAGCAAGGGAUACUAGUGAGGACAAUGAAAGACAAGCAGGGGAGGGACAUUCAAGAGUAUUACCAUCUUUUGGUAAUGCUAUAAUUUCUUCUUCUUUGUCUGGUUAUCCUCCACCCAGUAUGUCUAACUCCUUAUUCAACGUGCAAGACAAUGAGGUUGAGAAUUCACGGUCUAGAGAAUCUAGGUACCAAGAUCUGCUGGAACACAGGUCCAACUUCCUUGAACGGAGAAGGAGGAUAAGAUCCCAGGUUCGUGCUCUUCAGCGGUUGGGUAGCAGGUUUGAGAAUCUAUCUGGACAUGACAGAUCUUGUAUCUUGUCUGGUCAACAUAGAAAUGGUCAUUGUACAUGCCGAAUUGGUAGUCGUGAUACUAGUUCAAUUGAUGAUACUGGUACUAGAGCUAGCAUAUCAAGAAUUGUAAUGCUAGCUGAAGCCUUAUUUGAGGUUCUGGAUGAAAUUCACCAGCAAUCUGCGGUUUUAUCUUCUCGCCCUUCUGUGUCUUCCAUUGGAUCUGUUCCUGCGCCUAAUGAUGUUGUGGAGUCUUUGCCAGUCAGAUUAUACACAAAGUUGCAUAAAUAUCAAGAGGAUGCUGCCCAAUGCUAUAUAUGCCUAGUGGAAUAUGAGGAUGGAGACAGCAUGCGUGAGCUGCCUUGCCAUCACCAAUUUCAUAAAACAUGCAUAGACAAGUGGCUCAAGGAAAUUCACAGGGUAUGUCCACUUUGUCGGAGGGACAUCUGUAUAUCUGAUUCACUGUCAAUGGAAAAUUAAGGUGCUAGUUGUUAUUCGGAACCUACCAAAGAGGCUUGAAGCUCAUUGUUGUGCGACCCUCCGGGAAAAAAUUUUUAAGUAGUUCAUUCCUUUUCUGCCAGUAUUAUCAUUUUUGUCCAAGGAUUAUUUACUGUCGUUGCUCAAUGUAACUUCAUUGUGGCAGAAAUGGGCUGAACUAUUGCUUUCUGUGCCUUAAUCAGCAAACGAAAAAACUAAGAAAAGAGGGAUGAUAUUUUUCAAGGAGAAACACUGAAUACGUUUCUGAAAAAGGGAUCAAACACUUUUGUAUCUUGCAGAUAUUUUUGUCAUUGUGAAGAGUCGUCAUCUUGCUUCACACUUGCAGCUAAAUGUGCACACUGUUUUCAAAACCUACUCUGGGUUCUGGCAACAAUUAUUGGUAUGCUUCUUUUAGGUGUUGAUUAUACCACCAAAAGAAGAAAAAUCAGUAAAAUGAGUGCCUUUUGCUUCCCCAUCUUUGACUGCAA